This is a messenger RNA of Racocetra fulgida, 2277 nucleotides long. The record is from the annotation of a GenBank genome assembly. NCBI's taxonomy places the organism in Eukaryota, Fungi, Glomeromycota, Glomeromycetes, Diversisporales, Gigasporaceae.
AUGCCACGAUGUAUAUCAAAUGUGAUUUCUAGUUAUAAUGAUCAACUUUAUAAUGCUACUUUCUUUGGCCAUUAUGUUACAUUCGAUCUUGUUUCUUCAAAAAACACAAAUCCAACUUUUCCUAUAUUCUUACCAGCUGAUGAUCCUCUCUAUAAUCCAAAUCCAAAUACCACUAUAUCUCCAUACCAACUUAGUGUACCUUUUUUACCUGUUAAUCGGUCUGAUGGUAAUAGUGACACUAAUCCAAAUCGAAAUCCUCUUCUUAGUGGAAUAAAUAAUGUCACCCCCUUUUUCGAUCUUAAUAAUAUUUAUGGUAUCAGUGAUCAAGACGCGAUGAACAGGCUUCGUGAUACUUCAACAAAUAGAGGAAAAUUAAAGACAUCUAUUGUCAAUGGAGAACAAUUUCCUCCAAAAAAUUCUGCUGGUUCCUAUAUUUGGGGUUCGACUUCGGAACGUUCAUAUAGUAUAUUUACUUUGGCUAUUCAAACAAUCUGGAUACGUGAACAUAACCGUUUAUGUGAUGAAUUAUAUCAAUUAUAUGGUAGUUCCUGGACUGACGAACAAUAUUUUCAGGAAGCUAGGCGUUGGACUAUUGCUUUCUAUCAAAAAGCUGUUGCUGAGGAAUAUAUUGGUGCUAUUCUUGGUAGUCCUUUACCUGCUUACCAAAGCUAUAAUCCUGAUCUUAAGCCAGAUGAAUAUGGUGAUACUCUUUAUAAUUUACCUUUAAAUAAUAUUAAAAAUCUCACACUCUUGGAGAGCCUUGGUUUAGAAAGAGUACUUUGGUCUAUGAUUCUUCAACGUCAGGAAGAAGUUGAUAUCUUUUUUGCAGAUUCGACUAAAAAUAUUAAUGCUCCUGAUCGCCAUACCUACGAUUUAAUUGCUUUUGACAUUAUAAGAAGUAGAGAUCAUGGAGUCGAUACCGUAGAAGCGUUGGUUGGUGUGAUGAGUGAAGAUCAUUUAGAUGGAGCAAACUUUGGAAAAACUAUGAAUGCGAGUAUGGUGAUGCAGAAACCUGAUAUGUUUACUGCUGAAGAACAAAAAAUUAUACGAAAUACAACACUCCGAAAUAUCAUCAUUCGUAACAUCAAUCAAAAUGUAACCUUCCCUCAAAAUAUUUGGGCCGUCCAACCUCAAAUAAAACUUAACAGUAGUGAUGAUAAUAAUUAUCCAAGCAAGAUUGGUGUUUGGACUCAAUAUAUUAUUAGUUAUAGGGUUGAUUUGACCUAUAUAUAUUUCAAGGUUCAACUACAAACUUCUGAUGGUAAUGGUUGGUUUGGAAUGGGGUUUGGUCCAGAUGAUGAUGGAAUGAAAGGUGCUGAAUUUAUCAUUGGAAUUGUAGGUCCUUUAGAAUAUACCAUUUGUAUUUUUUACCAUCCUCCCCUUCGAGAUUCUAAUCAAGAUCCUACUCUCGAACCAAAAUUUUCCAUGUCCGAUUCAAAAGCUGUGACAGUAGAGUUCAAAAGACUUCUCAAUCCACCAGGAAAAAAACCAAUUGUUCAUAGUGAUAUGAAAUAUGAGACCAUGACCGAGAAAAAAACGAUGAUGCAUGCUCAUAUUAAUCAUCAAGAUUAUGUUAAAUUACCCGAGUUUACUUGGGAAGAAAUUAAUGAACGAGUUCAACGUGGGGACGAAGAAAUUGUUGAAGAUAUAGACUGUCCAAAGGCUUUAUUGAUUCCAAAGGAUACACCUUCUGAAAACCAAUCAUCUGUGCUUGCAAAAUAUGUAACACACCUUCAAGGAAAGUCAGCACCUCAAAAGAGACUCUCAGCUGCCCAAUUUAUUGACAACAUUAAUACAAAAUUCUAUUUAAGGAAACCGUUGGCAGAACAUAAUCAUAGUAGAUUUGCCACACAGAAAAUGGCAACAUUGGUUAUAGGGAAAAUGAGUGAAAAAAUAAGCGAAAAAGGACUUCUGGCUCCGAGUAAUGAAUCUAUUUAUCAAAAUCCAGUAAAUGAUUCUGUAGAAAUUGAUAAAGCUAGUACCCCAAAAUUUAUCAAAUUCCAUCGUUAUAAGCUUACAAGCAAAAAAAUGGUUAAUGCAAAUGUGAAAUAUCCUGUGAUAAGAUUUACAUUUUCCAUAGUACAUCAAGGCGAGAAAGAUGUUAGCACAGAAAAGUUUUUACCUGGACAUUACAUUGAAGUGCAAUCUAGAGUAAAUAGUCAAAUUUUGAUUAGAAGUUACACUCCUCUGGAAGGUAGUUUAUCCAAGUCAUUUUCCAUUUAUGUAAAAAUUUAUCCAAAGGGGCUCUUUUCACAACAUUUGGUAUGUGCAUCUUAG